This is a messenger RNA of Saprolegnia diclina VS20, 587 nucleotides long. RefSeq lists its product as hypothetical. Lineage: Eukaryota; Oomycota; Saprolegniomycetes; Saprolegniales; Saprolegniaceae. The record is from RefSeq and is a predicted model, not a curated record. Bases 1 to 498 code for a protein of 165 amino acids. The transcript has a single exon.
AUGAAGUACCGGUACUACCGAACCACAGUAUUGACGUUGCUGCUGCUUCUUCCGACGGCAACGCCCGUGGCUACACCCGGCUGUAUUGCGUGCGCAGCCACAGGCAAUUGUACGUUGGCGUACCAGAACCGAUCCGGCAUUGCUUGUGACCCGCUGGCUUCAGGCGAAGCGUGCUGCUGCCCGCGGAGUCAGAUCUGCGCCUCGACGCGCGACCACUGCCACUGCCGGCGCAAGGAGCCCAAGCAACCCUCGCCGUCUGCCUAUCUCAUCGAGAUGUGGGUCGGUAUCAUCGCCGCGGUCCUCAUCACAGCUUGUUUGCUGCCCCGCCUCCUCAUCAAGUGCAUCACGUGGCAUCAAGCUGCCCAGGCCCGCCGGUGCCGCACAGCUGAGCUCCAGACACCUGGUGUCGCGAUGACGAACGGAAUCGCGGUGCGAGCGGACAACGACCGUGCGUACGCGUCGCUUCCGGUGGCAACCAAGUGCGCCACACAGCCCUAAUCAUCAAGUCGUCCUCGUAAGAAGGUCCCACAAGCUUGUAUUUCACUAUGUUAAGGAUUUAAUGUACAAGACGAUUCGUAUAAGCCCAA